Symbiodinium sp. CCMP2592 is the source of this 2415-nucleotide messenger RNA. NCBI's taxonomy places the organism in Eukaryota, Dinophyceae, Suessiales, Symbiodiniaceae. The record is from the annotation of a GenBank genome assembly.
AUGAGCCACUGCUCUGACGAUGGCUUGGAUGCCUUCCGUGGCAAGAUAGAGGCAGUUUUGCUGGGCGGAUCUGAGAGCUCCUCCUGGACCCCACGGGCCCGUGUUUUUCAUCGAAGGAGCUUCGGGCACCUCAACUUUUACGAUGCCUUAAUGGUCGACCCUGACUCGAAGCGCUCCUUUUUGGUGGAGUUUGUUAUCCGGUUCAGCGACGACACCGACAUUUCCGAAUCAUCGGAACCUUCAUCCAAAGCUGCACCGGGAGGAUAUGUGACAUCCCACAGGGACAUUCGAAUAGGGGAUGUUGUGGAGAUCUUGGCUGGCCAGAUGGACGAGAAGCUGCCUAAGCCCCCCUGCCACUUCACCAUCAAGGUUUCCCAGAUGCGCAUUGCUGAGCUUUGGACUGAGAUGUUCGUCCAAAACGAGGUGGCCGCAGCUGUCAAGGAGGAAGGUGCCACGGUCGCCAAGGCACGUGGGAAGCCUUGCAAUCAUCAAGCCUCCAAAUAUGGUUUCCAUCGACCGGUAUUUCACGACGGAAUUGACCAGUCCUGGUUUGCGGAGUUGGACCGAAUGAACGAGCAGAAAGGUGAGGAGAAAAGGAGGCAGAAGCGGAAGGCAAAGAAAGCGGCCAAAGAGACUGAGCAGGAGGUCGAGCCUGUCUCUGAUGAGGAUGAGCCCUUGUGCAUGCAGCUUGGAACGACGGACGAAGAGUUGGAUUUCUUGCGAAGCCUGGUGCAAGCAGAGACGGAGGAGGCAGAUGGAGAUCACUCCGAGGAUUUACUCCGCCAGAUCCUUCUGGCCAAGCAGGAGGCUCGAAGACACUCCCGGCCCCGAGCAUUUCUGCAGUGCCAUUUUCCUCAAGCUGAACGCCUGGCAGCAUACCUGGAUGGACAGGUGCUGUCGAGCUGCACCCGGGAUCGCUUAGUGAUGCUGUCCUGGGGCCAAGAGCUGGAUCCUCCGAAGGACACUUCUGGGAAGGUUCUGACCAGCCUUGCGAAGCUGUACCGGCAGCGGCAGGCAGAGGUCUUGGGCUCUCCCGGUGAAACGGCCGAAGAUGGCUACGAGGUGCGGAUGCCUGUACACCUCCACUCCGUCAUCCAGCGCAUCUACUUUGCUAGUGGCGAUCGGAAAGCCCCGAGCCUUGUAGACUGCUGCUCGCAGUACUUGCAAGCCAUCUUCGGCGCUGCAGGGCCAGGUAUGGUCGACCCUGCAGUGGCUGCCCGAGUUUUCCAGGGCAAGUCCGCAGUACCAGAGGUGCAAGCCUCGCUUUGGGAGUUCGUGCGCCGGGCCCGCCACUUCAUCUGCUUUCCAAGGGAGGCAGAAGCAAACCUGCAGUCUGCGAUCGAUGCCUCACCUUGGGGCGUGGCCUUCAGGUCUUGGCAACAGCGUGCUGGAGACAAGGCGUAUGGGACGAAGUCAUCGCUGGACUUGCCCCGAAGCGACCUCGUCUUGCCAAGAGGGCGGAGCGACAGUAUCGUCUACGUGGACGGCCUGUUUUGGUGGAGUGCGGACAUGCCGCGCAUCAUGGUACCCGAAAAGGAGCAACGGGCCGUACCAUCUGGGGCCUUCUUCAAGCUGCUUGAGAUCUGCGAGCGCUACAAUCCCUCGGAUGAAGAAGGCGAUGAGAAGCUCUUGCGGCGCGCGUUCUCUGGCAGAAACCUGGCAUUGGAUAUCGGGGCUUCUCCUGGUGGCUGGUCAUACUGCCUUGCCAAAGAGUUGGGCACCAAGCUGGUGAUUUCCUGCGAUCCCGCUGCUUACAUGCAUCCGUUGGUGCGCGAGCUCAUCGAUGCGGAGCAUCGGGACGACUUCCGGCAGUUCUUCCGACCCGCGGAACAAGUUGAAGACGCCAAACACCUGAAGUACAUCGCAGAGUCUCGGAGCGCCGGGAUCCCGAAAACUGAGGUCGCAGAGACUCCUGGAAGCAUCUCGCACUGGCGCAUGCGUGGUGAGGAGGCUAUCUCGAAGCUGGAGGACGAGGCCUCCGAUGAGAGAAAGAAAGUCUCCCUGUUUGUCUGUGACAUGAACGAUGGCCUUGAGAACGCGUGUCAGUUGCUGUAUGAAGUUCAUCGCCGCGGUCUCUUCGAAUCCCCGUGUCUGGCAGUUGUUACCUUUAAGAACACAUGCCGCUCAAAGCGGGAGUUUCGUGAGCGCAAGAGGACCAUGAUGGAGCGACUUAAGCAGGCCUCAGCAUUUCCUUGGAUUGGGAGCUGCACACCAGCCGGAGACCACGACAGCUCGGCGCUGAUGAGGUUCUUCCUGGUCUCUGGCAUCCCCCCACCUGAGCAUGUGCUCGAGGAAGUGGUCUUCACCUCCACUGCCGCCUUCGGCAUGGCCUUUCUGAUCACGCUCACAGCUCUUUGCUUGUACAGGUGCCCCCGGGUCCACGAACUCGGGAGGAGGAAACGGGGCUUGCCCUGA